Messenger RNA from Mandrillus leucophaeus (drill), 1656 nucleotides. RefSeq names its product thioredoxin domain containing 2 (spermatozoa) (gene TXNDC2). The transcript has 2 exons. NCBI's taxonomy places the organism in Eukaryota, Metazoa, Chordata, Mammalia, Primates, Cercopithecidae. The coding region runs from base 162 to 1640 and encodes 492 amino acids. The record is from RefSeq and is a predicted model, not a curated record.
UGAAGCUCUCAAAUAUCACUGUUGUGAAUACAGAGAAGGAAAACCAACUGUAACGUGCUACCCAAAUAUAAGUUUUACUCAUAUUUUGAUGUUAGGAUGGAUAGCUUGCAAAAAGUUGGAGGGUACGGCCUUUAUUAUGAGGCAUCUAUGAAGGAUCAGGAAUGGAUGUAGACAAGGAACUAGUAAUGGAAACUGUUAAAGCUGGAGCCCCUGGAAAACCAGAAAUGAGGCUGGGCUCUCAGGAAGAAACAAAUGAAGGUGAUGCUAAUGAUCAGUACCCCAUUCAUCAGACUUCAUUCGUGGUCUCUAAGAGUGACAUCAGUCUUCCUUGGAAUAUGAUGAGAAUUUAUUUGGUUCUUCUUUUGCUUUUCUAUUUGAUUUAUUUUAUGUUAUUUGGUACAGAAAGUUCAUUACAAGUCCUGUCCAGCAAUGUGCCUCUCCUGGCCCUAGAGUUCUUGGACACAGUCCAGGCCAAAGACAAGGCCUUUCUCCCCAUGGUCAGCCACACAUUCCACAUGCCCACCGAAGAGUCUGGUGCUCCACAGGAGGGUGAUGACCUACCAAAGUCCUCAGCAAACACCAGCCAUCCCAAGCAGGGUGACAUCCCCAAGUCCCCAGAAGAAACCAUCCAGCCCACGGAGGGUGACAUCUGCAAGUCCCCAGAAGAAACCAACCAAUCCAAGAAGGACGACCUCCCCAAGUCCUCAGAAGAAGUCAUCAAACCCAAAGAGGGUGACAUCCCCAAGUCCUCAGCAAAACCUAUCCAGUCCGAGCUGGGCAAUAUUCCCAAGUCCUCAAUGAAGCCCAUCCAGCCCAAGGAGGAUGACAGCCCCAAGUCCCCAGAAGAAGCCAUUCAGCCCAAGGAGGGUGACAUCCCCAAGUCCCCAGAAGAAGUCAUCCAGCCGAAGGAGGGUGACAUCCCCAAGUCCCCAGAAGAAGUCAUCCCACCCAAGGAGGAUGACAUCCUCAAAUCCCCAGAAGAAGCCGUCCAGCCGAAGGAGGACGACAGCCCCAAAUCCCCAGAAGAAAGCAUCCAGCCCAAGGAGGGUGACAUCCCCAAGUCCCCAGAAGAAGCCAUCCAGCCGAAGGAGGGUGACAUCCCCAAGUCCCCUGAAGAAGCCAUCCAGCCGAAGGAGGGUGACAUCCCCAAGUCCCCGGAAGAAGCCAUCCAGCCGAAGGAGGAUGACAUCCCCAAGUCCCCAGAAGAAGCCAUCCAGCCGAAGGAGGAUGACAGCACCAAGUCCGUAGAAGAAACCAUCCCACCCAAGGAGGGUGACAUCCUAAAGCCUGAAGAAGAAACAACGGAGUUCCUGGAGGGGGACAAGGUGAAAGUGAUCCUGAGCAAGGAGGACUUUGAGGCAUCACUGAAGGAGGCUGGGGAGAGGCUGGUGGCUGUGGACUUCUCGGCCACGUGGUGUGGGCCCUGCAGGACCAUCAAACCGUUCUUCCACGCCCUGUCUAUGAAGCAUGAGGACGUGGUGUUCCUGGAGGUGGACGCUGACGACUGUGAGGAGGUUGUGAGAGACUGCGCCAUCAUGUGUGUCCCAACCUUUCAGUUUUAUAAAAAAGAAGAAAAGGUGGAUGAGUUUUGCGGCGCCCUUAAGGAAAAACUUGAAGCAGUCAUUGCAGAAUUAAAGUAAACAUGUAUUCUGAAAA